Archocentrus centrarchus (flier cichlid) is the source of this 1282-nucleotide messenger RNA. It is a transcript of the gene galr2b, whose product is annotated as galanin receptor 2b. Gene Ontology annotation, cellular component: plasma membrane. The coding region runs from base 110 to 1246 and encodes 378 amino acids. Gene Ontology annotation, molecular function: G protein-coupled receptor activity. The transcript is spliced from 3 exons. Gene Ontology annotation, biological process: G protein-coupled receptor signaling pathway. The record is from RefSeq and is a predicted model, not a curated record. Lineage: Eukaryota; Metazoa; Chordata; Actinopteri; Cichliformes; Cichlidae.
GUGCAAAGAGUAUGUUCAUCUCAAAAGAGAAGGUCUGGGAGUGUCAUUCCUAAUCUGAGAGGCGCGCUGACGCUUUGGAUAGUGUCCAUCCAUCGUUCUGACUUCCACAAUGUCAGACUUUGAGGAUUUCAGCUGGCAGGGAGGGCAGGCCAAUGUCUCUGAAAGCUAUCAGCUGAACCCCACCAGCGUGAUUGUGUCAGUGGUCUUCUCACUCAUAUUCCUGCUUGGUACCAUUGGCAACAGUUUGGUGCUCGCCGUGCUGCUGCGGAGCGGACAGGUCUCAUACAACACAACCAAUCUGUUCAUACUCAACCUGAGCGUGGCUGACUUCUUCUUCAUCAUCUUCUGUGUUCCUUUCCAAGCCACCAUCUACUCUCUAGAGGGAUGGGUGUUUGGUUCCUUCAUGUGCAAAGUGGUCCACUUCUUUAUCAAUCUCACCAUGUACGCCAGCAGCUUCACACUGGCCGCUGUGUCUGUUGACAGAUAUCUGGCCAUUCGCUAUCCACUGCGCUCCAGAGAGCUAAGAACCCCUUGUAAUGCUGUGGUUGCCAUGGUAGUUAUCUGGGGUCUUUCCCUGGUCUUUGCGGGGCCAUAUCUCAGCUACUAUGACCUGAUUGAUUAUGCCAACAGCACUGUGUGUAUCCCCGGCUGGGAGGAGCAGAAUCGUAAGGUGCUGGACACGUGCACCUUCCUGUUUGGCUAUGUCAUCCCUGUGUUCAUCGUGAGCCUCUCAUACACUCGAACUAUCAAGUACCUGUGGACGGCUGUUGACCCUCUGGAUGGCAUGUCAGAAUCUAAGAGGGCCAAGCGCAAAGUCACCAAAAUGAUCAUCAUUGUCACAGUGCUCUUCUGCAUAUGCUGGCUGCCAUACCAUGUGGUGAUCUUGUGUUACCUGUAUGGAGACUUUCCUUUUAAUCAGACAACAUAUGCCUUCAGGCUUCUUUCUCACUGCAUGGCCUAUGCCAACUCUUGUGUCAAUCCCAUUGUGUACGCUCUGGUUUCCAAACACUUUCGCAAAGGCUUCAAGAAAGUGUUCAGCUGCAUCCUCAGUAAAAAUAGGAGGAAUAAGGUUCAUGUGGUUCAUGUAGCCAACACUGUGCCUGGGUUUGAAGCAGGGUCUACAGAAGUGUCACAAAUGAAUGAGGAGAACAUGCGACAGAAUGGAUGCGAAAUGAUCAACAGGCCAGUCGUAGAGCCGAGAGAAGCCACUGUGUCCCUGAAUUUGCCCUUUCAGCAACAGACUUGACAACUGAUUCAGCUUGGCUUCGCUGGCUCAGCACAG